CAAAAUGACUUCAUUGAAUUCCCUUGCUGCCAUUCUUUUCCUACUUGCUACUUUUACCAUUUUAUCCGAGAGUAGCCGGCCAUGGCUAGAAAGGACUUGGGUUUAGGACUCGGAACUGGGGCUGGGUUGGGGUUAGGCUGGCUUAGCUCAUCAGGGGGUGGUGGUGGUGCAGGGUCAGAAGCUGGUUCAUAUCCCGGGGGUCCUAUGCUGGUUCCAAAGCUGGAUCAGAAUCAGGGUCAGGUCAAGGCCGUGGUUACGGUCAUGGUGAAGGAGGAGGAUAUGGCAGCGGUGAUGGCAACUGAGCCUGUUUAAUUAAAUCUUAGCCAAAAGUUAAUCAAUAAAAUCCUAUCUAAUUCACCACAUUCUGUUUAUAAAUAAGUUGAUGGUUA
Messenger RNA from Rubroshorea leprosula, 389 nucleotides. NCBI's taxonomy places the organism in Eukaryota, Viridiplantae, Streptophyta, Magnoliopsida, Malvales, Dipterocarpaceae. The record is from the annotation of a GenBank genome assembly.